Priapulus caudatus is the source of this 912-nucleotide messenger RNA. RefSeq names its product ras-related protein Rab-1A. NCBI's taxonomy places the organism in Eukaryota, Metazoa, Priapulida, Priapulimorpha, Priapulimorphida, Priapulidae. The record is from RefSeq and is a predicted model, not a curated record. Gene Ontology annotation, molecular function: GTP binding; GTPase activity. The coding region runs from base 135 to 752 and encodes 205 amino acids. The transcript has 7 exons.
GAGGAAGCCAUCUUGAAAUUACAUACGCCUUGUUUCCAUUCACUUCAUACGAUAGAAGCGUAUUUAUAAGAGACUAUUUUCAUUACUGGUUGUCUAACUUACUACACACAAGACAUAGGUGAUUGGGAAUUGACAUGACAACAAUGAAUCCCGAAUAUGAUUACCUUUUCAAGCUAUUAUUGAUUGGAGACUCUGGCGUUGGAAAAUCCUGUUUACUGCUAAGGUUUGCUGACGAUACGUACACAGAAAGCUACAUCAGCACAAUUGGAGUCGACUUCAAAAUACGAACAAUAGAAUUAGACGGAAAGACGAUAAAGCUGCAGAUUUGGGACACGGCGGGUCAGGAGCGGUUCCGUACAAUCACUUCCAGCUACUACCGCGGCGCGCAUGGAAUCAUCGUUGUCUACGACGUCACGGACCAGGAGUCGUUUAACAAUGUAAAACAGUGGUUACAAGAAAUCGACCGCUAUGCCUGUGACACUGUGAACAAAUUGCUCGUUGGCAACAAAUGUGACCUGACCACCAAAAAAGUCGUCGAUUACACAACAGCCAAGGAAUAUUCCGACCAGCUGGGGAUCCCUUUUCUGGAGACUAGCGCUAAGAACUCUACAAACGUUGAGCAGGCCUUCAUGACGAUGGCAGCAGAGAUCAAGAAUCGCAUGGGCCCCGUCGCGUCGCCGGCCGACGGCAAGCAGAACGUCAGGAUCAACUCCAGUACGCCCGUCAAGCAGUCUGGAGGCGGGUGCUGCUAGGUACCGCUGUAUGUCUGUCUGUCGCGCUCUCACGCCGUCGUCGUCGUCGUCGUCGUAGCGAACACCGUGUCACGCAUCACAUCGCACGGGGGGAGGGGGGGUGGAUUCGGUCACGCCAUCCCUCCCCCUCUCUCUUUCUCUCCCUCUCGCGCUCUCUCUU